AUGCAUGUCAUUCAACCUUCUGAUCACCAUCGGUUCUUUGGAGCCCAGCUUCAGGGAUGGAUCCUUCACCAUAUAAGACAGGAACACACCAGCCUCGAGUUUGGUAUUAUCUGCUGGUCCCUUUGGAGGACCAGAAACGAUCGAGUCUUCGCGGGUAAGAUCGUGACCACUGAAACCUUCCUUCAGCGCGUGCGGGCAUGGAUAAAUGUCGUGCGGAAUGCUCAGGACAAAGACAGGCUAAUCCACUCGCCUCGUCUGCCCAUCAGAACGGAGGUGGAGAUCUCUUGGAAGCCACCACCUCCCGAGUGGGUAACUCUCAAUUCGGAUGGCUCCGUUACUACCGAAUCAGGACACGCGGCUGCUGGUGGCUUGAUUCGAGAUCACACAGGACGUUGUCUAGCAGCGUUUGCGAUGAACCUAGGGAUGUGCUCUAUCACCCGGGCAGAAUUGAGAGGCGUUAUGGAAGGUUUACAGUUGGCUUGGGACAUGGGGUUUAGAAGUGUCCGAGUUGAGUUGGAUUCUCGCUGCGCAGUCCAGCUUCUUCAGAGCCUGGAUGCGCCUGAUCAUCAGCAUGCAGCCAUUAUUCAGAGAUUCCAAGAGCUGCUCACUCAUCAGUGGGAAGUUCACAUCACCCACAUAUACCGCGAGGCGAAUAAGUGUGCAGAUUUCCUUGCUAGUCGUGGACAUAAUUUGUCGUUUGGUAUGCACUCUAUUUCUUGUUCCGAUCCUAUUCUGUACCUUUACAUUUUGUAUGACUGUCAGGGGAUUUCAGAGCCCGACUGGUUGUGA
Messenger RNA from Linum tenue, 789 nucleotides. Lineage: Eukaryota; Viridiplantae; Streptophyta; Magnoliopsida; Malpighiales; Linaceae. The record is from the annotation of a GenBank genome assembly.